UUUCUAAUAAAAUUAAGGAAGUCUUGUUAGAUGAACCCAAAUACCUAUAAUUCGCCAUUUUCUGAGCGUUGGUGUCGUAACAGUCCACUUCUAAAUAUCUUCUCUGAACAAACAAAGAUUUCUACUUGGCGUCAAUUAUGGAUUUGGUUAGCUGAAACACAACAAGAACUUGGAUUGGCAUACAUAACAAAUGAAAAGAUUGAUGAAUUAAAAGCACAACAAAACAAUAUUGAUUGGGAUUUUGCCCGUAAAAAAGAAUCAGAGUUAAAGCAUGAUGUUAUGGCACAUAUACACACUUAUAGUAAAUGUUGUCCAAAUGCUGCUGGAAUAAUUCAUUUGGGGGCAACUUCAUGUUUUGUACAAGAUAACGCUGAUUUAAUUGCUCAAUGCAAAGCUUUUGAUUAUAUUAUUGGAAGGUUGGCUAUUUGUUUAGACCGGCUGGCCGAAUUUGCACUUAAAUAUGCUGCAACACCAACAGUCGGUCGAACACAUUUACAACAUGCCUCGUUUACUACAAUUGGAAAAAGGGCUUCUCUAUGGAUUGAUGGGCUUUUAAAUGUUUUCCUAAGAGCAAAAGAAUUUCGUUCUCGCAUUCGUUUUCGAGGUGUGAAAGGCGCUGUUGGGACACAAGAUGCCCUCCUACAGCUUUUUGGUGGCGACUCUUCUAAAGUAGUUAAACUUGACUCUACCUUAGCCAAAAAGGCUGGAUUUGAUAAAAAUUUUGAAAUAUGUGGUCAAACAUAUCCACGUUGGCAGGACUCUGAACUUGUUUUUGUCCUUGCUACACUCGGGUCUGCUGCUCAUAAAAUUGCCCUAGAUAUUCGAUUUCUUCAAUCAGAAGGAGAAAUAUGUGAACCAUUUGAUCAAGAUCAAGUAGGGAGUUCUGCUAUGCCUUACAAGAAAAAUCCUAUCCGUUCCGAACGAAUUUGUGGAAUAGCCCGCUAUUUAAUGAAUUUGACUUUGAACCCUUUGGAGACUUAUGCCAACCAAGGAUUUGAGCGAACAUUGGAUGACUCGGCUAAUAGAAGAUUAAUUAUUCCUGACGCCUUUCUUUCAGCGGAUUCUAUUCUCUCCACAUUACAAGUUUUUAAAAAUUAA
Molecule: messenger RNA, 1098 nt
Organism: Meloidogyne enterolobii
Lineage: Eukaryota; Metazoa; Nematoda; Chromadorea; Rhabditida; Meloidogynidae
Source: the annotation of a GenBank genome assembly